CUCAAGCCUGCGAACUAUUACGGUUUAUUACACUACUAAGUCCUCAGCUUGUAGCGUGCGAUCAUAGCCGCAGCCAUGGUUUUCACAUCCCCAAGUCCUGCGGUGUUACCGCCUAUUCCUGACAAUAUUCCAAUCAGCGAGUUCAUGCUCACAGACGCCAAUGGCCGCUAUCCUCUAUCCAAAGCACGACACCCAUUUACCUGUGGCCUCACCGGAAAGACAUACUCGGCGCUCGAGGUCAAGGACAGGGUAGAGUAUAUGUCGCGCGGGCUUGCGAAGUUGCUCAAUUGGGAGCCCAAUGGGGGUUCCGAAUGGGAUAAGACACUUGUUAUCUUUAGCUUGAACACAAUCGACUCGAUUCCUUUGGGUUGGGCGACGCACGAGCUUGGCGGGAUUGUUUCUCCCGCCAAUGCCGCCUACUCCGCAGAUGAGCUGAAGCACCAACUACUCGAUUCAAAAGCAAAGGCUAUGUUCACUUGCGUUCCGCUUCUCCCCACGGCUCUGAAAGCGGCAUCUGCGGCAGGGCUACCUAAAGACCGUAUUUAUUUGAUUGAUGUGUUGCCCGGUAGCGGGAAGAUCCCGACGGAAUUUAAGACACUCUCACAGAUCGUCGAGGAAGGAAAGUCUCUUCCGAAGUUGGAGAAGCUCAAAUGGGGGGCAGGCGAGGGCGCGCGUCGAACUGCCUAUCUAUGCUAUUCUAGCGGAACGUCAGGGUUACCUAUGACGGCUUUAGAGAAAUCAUGGCGUGAUACCCGCAAGAAUGCGGACGGCAGCUACUAUAGUGACGUCUUGCUGGGCCUGCUCCCCCAGAGCCAUAUUUACGGACUGGUUGUUAUCUGCCAUGCUGGGACCUUCCGGGGAGAUCAAGUCAUAGUUCUUCCCAAGUUCGAGUUGAGGUCGUGUUUGGCCGCCGUCCAAAGAUUCAAGAUCUCUGUUUUGUUUGUGGUUCCUCCGAUCAUUAUCACUAUGCUUCGGAGCCCAGAAAUAUGCGCUGAGUAUGACCUUAACUCGGCGGUGGCGCUCGUGACUGGGGCGGCACCACUGGGUCAAGAGACCGCUCUCGACUUUCAAAAGAGAUAUCCGAAGGUUGCUAUUCGGCAGGCAUAUGGCCUUACCGAGACAUCAACGGUCGUCACGGCCACACACUUUGAUGACAUCGUGCCUGGGUCUUCCGGUUGGCUUAUCCCCGGCGUAGAGGCACGUAUCGUGACCCCAGAAGGGGAGGAUAUUACCAAGUAUGACACCCCUGGUGAGCUCUGGGUCCGAGCUCCCAGCGUCGUUCUUGGCUAUCUCAACAAUGAGAAAGCUACCAAAGAGACGUUUGGCGAUGGAUGGAUGCAUACCGGUGAUGAAGCCGUGAUUCGGAAGAGCCCCAAGGGCAAUGAACAUGUGUUCAUUGUCGACCGAAUCAAGGAGCUGAUCAAAGUCAAGGGUCACCAAGUCGCUCCAGCCGAGCUUGAAGCGCAUCUCCUCACCCACCCAGCGGUGGCAGAUUGCGCUGUCAUCGCCAUCCCCGAUGACGCUGCCGGUGAGGUACCUAAAGCAAUUGUAUCUAAGUCACCUGAGGCGGGACCAGAUGACGAGGCUACAGUCAAGUCGAUCGUCAAAUAUGUGCAGGAUCAUAAAGCGCGACACAAAUGGCUUAAGGGUGGUGUGAGAUUCAUCGACACUGUUCCCAAGAGCCCUAGCGGAAAGAUCUUGCGACGGCUACUUCGUGACCAGGAGGCGGCUAUGCGCAGACAAGCAGGCUCUAAGCUAUAG
Molecule: messenger RNA, 1761 nt
Organism: Aspergillus nidulans FGSC A4
Lineage: Eukaryota; Fungi; Ascomycota; Eurotiomycetes; Eurotiales; Aspergillaceae
Product: acyl--CoA ligase
Exons: 6
Coding region: 76-1761 (561 amino acids)
Source: RefSeq, a predicted model, not a curated record